GCGGCGAUUCGAUUAAACGAUUCCGAACGAUUCGCGCGGCGCACGGAGCGAAUCGCGGACUCUAGUUUUCCGGCGCGGCCGCUCGCGCGAGUGAGGGCGGCAGUAUCGUUUCAACCGUCGGUCCGUGAGGUCGCUUUUGCGGCGUAGUCUGUGAUUUUUAGUGUAGCUCCAGAUAAUCCAAGUUAAUCUACAAUGGCGGAUCAACUAACAGAGGAACAGAUCGCGGAGUUCAAAGAGGCAUUCUCACUGUUCGACAAAGACGGCGAUGGCACCAUCACCACCAAAGAGCUGGGCACCGUCAUGCGCUCGCUAGGACAGAACCCCACAGAAGCCGAACUUCAAGACAUGAUCAACGAAGUGGACGCGGACGGCAACGGCACGAUAGACUUCCCCGAGUUCCUCACGAUGAUGGCGCGUAAAAUGAAGGACACGGACAGCGAGGAGGAGAUCCGCGAAGCGUUCCGCGUCUUUGACAAGGACGGCAACGGGUUCAUCUCCGCCGCGGAAUUGCGCCACGUCAUGACCAACCUCGGAGAGAAGCUCACCGACGAGGAAGUCGACGAGAUGAUCCGCGAGGCCGACAUCGACGGCGACGGCCAGGUCAAUUACGAGGAAUUCGUCACCAUGAUGACGUCGAAGUGAGGCGCCGGCUAGUGUGUGUGUAUAAAGCAGAGAAUUUUAAUAUACAUUUUGUUUCAUGCCACACAAUAUUACCAUCGUAUUGGACCUGCAUUUCUCUAGUGUUUGCGAUAAAUUACUAUUGUCAUCGUUUCAGUUAAGGUAUAUCGGAGGCGCGCGCGCCCUCCCUCGUUAUUUAGACUUUAAAGUAUUCCGUUAAUUUUACUAUGUAAGGAAGAAAACUUCAAGUGUAGCGGUACAUAGGCGAGCGAAUAGUGUGCGUCGCGCUGUGGGGCCGUGUGAGUGCGCUGCUGAGCGGAGGGACCCGCCCGCCCGAGGGCCGACCACCAACUCCAUCUCGUCGAGCAAAAAGACAACGCAACACCGCAAUGGUUCGCUACACGGAACUGUGAGAGUGACAAGUCAGCCCUAUUUCAUGUCGUACGCAUUGUGGACGGUACUAAAUUCCAACCGAAUGACGUCAUUGAAGUUCCUUCCGCUCAGCAUUCUAUAUGGAUAAUAAUGUAAAUUUUUUUCAAGUAUAAGAUAUUUAUAAAAUACGUGAAGAUUAAAAAUUUGAAAAAUCCUUCAAAAAAAAAAAAAAAAAGAAGAUACCGCGACCGUAGCGGGCGGUACGCCGCCGUACAUUACUUAUUGAACGUUUCAACUUAAUUGACUCAGUAAACGAAUACAUUAGAUUAAUUGGUACUGCAUGAAUUAAUAAAUUGUAUCUGUAAAUUACUUGAUAAAUAAUAUUAUAUUUCUAUUGUCGGUGGAGUGCUCCGCUCAGUUAUUCUCUUACCAUUUGAUUAAUUCUGUUAUUAAAUUAUACAAAAGACAUACUGAAAAUAAAUGUUUCUUCAUUUUUAGGUCAAUAAG
Pararge aegeria (speckled wood butterfly) is the source of this 1497-nucleotide messenger RNA. RefSeq names its product calmodulin. The record is from RefSeq and is a predicted model, not a curated record. Lineage: Eukaryota; Metazoa; Arthropoda; Insecta; Lepidoptera; Nymphalidae. Gene Ontology annotation, molecular function: enzyme regulator activity; calcium ion binding. The coding region runs from base 193 to 642 and encodes 149 amino acids. The transcript has 4 exons.